Messenger RNA from Caenorhabditis remanei, 1890 nucleotides. RefSeq lists its product as uncharacterized. Gene Ontology annotation, molecular function: ATP binding; protein serine/threonine kinase activity. The transcript has 10 exons. NCBI's taxonomy places the organism in Eukaryota, Metazoa, Nematoda, Chromadorea, Rhabditida, Rhabditidae. The coding region runs from base 1 to 1890 and encodes 629 amino acids. The record is from RefSeq and is a predicted model, not a curated record. Gene Ontology annotation, biological process: peptidyl-serine phosphorylation; intracellular signal transduction.
AUGGCCGACAAAGCGCCACCGUAUACGGACGACACACCAAACAGUCAUGACGGAUCACAGGCGGAUCAUUUAAGAGAAUCGUCGAAUAUGAAACUCGACCUCACACCCACAACAGUGACCGAACACAGCCUAAUGUGUGCUCAGGACCUUAUCGAUCAGACUAUACGAAUGGGAUGCCCAAAACGGAAUGCCAACGAUUUCAUGUUCUUUCAGAACGUAGGCGAAGGUUCUUACAGUCAAGUUUUCCGCUGCCGGGAAGUUGAUACUGAUGGAGUUUUCGCUAUCAAAGUUCUUCAAAAGGCUCAUCUCGAAAGACAUCAGAAGAUGGAGGCCAUCGUUCGUGAGAAGAACAUCCUGACGUAUAUUACUCAGGAAUGUGGAGGACAUCCAUUCGUCUCUCAAAUCUACACUCAUUUUCAUGACCAAGCUAGAAUUUAUUUCGUGAUGAGUCUCGUGGAAGGCGGUGACUUGGGAGAGUCUCUAUGUCAUUUUGGAUCGUUCGACCUCCCGACUACCAAAUUCUUUGCUUCGGAAAUUCUCUCUGGUCUUCAAUUUUUGCACGACCACAAAAUUGUUCAUCGUGACAUGAAGCCAGAAAACGUUUUAAUACAACGCAACGGACACAUCAUGAUUGCUGACUUCGGAAGUGCUCAAACUAUCGACGGAUUGGUUUUAUCCCAGGAGGGAUUCACUGAGGAGAACCAGGCUAGCUCCAGAUCAUCGGAUUCCGGCUCGCCGCCGCCAAAUCAAAGAUUUUACUCCGACGAUGAAGAAGAAAACACGACUCGUCGUACUACAUUUGUUGGAACUGCUCUCUAUGUAAGCCCGGAAAUGCUAGCCGAUGGAGAUGUUGGAGUACAAACCGAUAUCUGGGGAUUGGGAUGCAUUAUGUUCCAAUGUCUAGCUGGACAACCGCCUUUCCGUGCUGUCAACCAAUACCAUUUACUCAAAAGAAUUCAGGAGCUAGAUUUCUCUUUCCCAGAAGGAUUCCCGGAAAUCGUCGAAGAAAUAAUUGGCAGAAUCCUUGUAGCCAACCCGAAGACCCGUAUCACCAGCGCCGAGCUAAUGGCCCAUCCGUUCUUUGAAGAUGUCGACUGGAAGAAUAUUGCCAACGCAAAACCUCCAGUUUUACACGCCUACUGUCCGGCAACCUUUGGAGAGCCGGAGUACUACUCCAAUAUCGAUUCAGUCGAGCCAGGACUCGAUGAACGUGCUCUAUACCGACUGAUGCAUUUGUCCCAUGAGACUGGAAGUGCUUCCCAGCCAUCUACACCUUCUGGAAUGGAACAAAGAGACCCCUUCGCACCGCGUGCCGAUUCGUCAGCCGAGAAGGCUCGCGCCGCCCGCGCUAGAAAGUUAGAAGAGCAACGCGUCAACAACCCAUUCCACAUAUUCACUGGAAAUAUGCUUAUCCUGAAACAAGGAUACCUGGAGAAGAAGCGAGGAUUAUUCGCAAGACGACGCAUGUUUCUGCUCACCGAGGGACCACAUCUCCUGUACAUUGACGUCCCAAAUCUGGUGUUGAAGGGAGAAAUCCCAUGGACACCGUGUAUGCAAGUCGAGUUUAAGAAUUCUGGAACUUUUUUCAUACACACGCCAAACCGAGUUUACUACUUGUUCGAUCUUGAAAAGAAGGCCGAGGAAUGGUGCAAAGCUAUCGAGGAUGUCCGCAAGCGAUAUGCCAAGACCAUCGAGUCGACUUUCAACGAUGCUAUGCGUGACGGCACUUUCGGAAGCAUAUAUGGAAAGAAGAAGUCAAGAAAGGAGAUGCUCCGUGAACAGAAGGCUCUUCGUCGAAAACAAGAAAAGGAAGAGAAGAAGGCGCUGAAGGCCGAACAACAAGUCAGCAAGAAGCUCUCCAUGCAGAUGCAAGAGAAAAAGUCUCCGUAA